This is a messenger RNA of Quercus robur (English oak), 2252 nucleotides long. RefSeq names its product fatty acid amide hydrolase-like. NCBI's taxonomy places the organism in Eukaryota, Viridiplantae, Streptophyta, Magnoliopsida, Fagales, Fagaceae. Gene Ontology annotation, molecular function: catalytic activity. The coding region runs from base 235 to 2061 and encodes 608 amino acids. The record is from RefSeq and is a predicted model, not a curated record. The transcript has 20 exons.
UGUCAUACCACACACUUUGUCUAUAACAACAAGCUUUCAAGUUUUUGUCUUUUUUUUGUUGGAUAAGUUAAAAAGACUUUCAUUAAUUUGCAUUGCAUCCACCGCCGAGUCAUUCUUCCUAAAAUCUUAAUCUAUAUACAGGAAUCUAUAGAUUGUGUCAUCGUCUUCUUUUUCACUUCAUUUGUUUUAUUUUGUGUUCAAGUAAGCUUGAAAGAUCAUAUUAUUUUUGCCUUCAUGGGGUUGUUCAAGGAUCAAGGGGUGGUUUACAAGCCAGUGGAGGAGGUUGAUCUUGGUCCUAAGAGUGAUCAUGUCUAUCUCCGUGCCAAUGUUAAAGCUCCUAGAAUGGCUGGACUUCUGGUCAAAAUUUUCACCUGGUUUCUGGAAUCACGAAUCUUUGGGACAAUAUUGGUUUACAUGUUGAAGAAAAACAAUCUAAUUCACAAGCUCGUAACAAAUGCGCAGCUAGAGGAGUCACCUCUCUAUGUUCCCUUACAUCCGUUCAAAGAUCUUAAAGAACAAGAAGUCAAAUGCAUAGAUUCUAAAUUAUCUCCACCUGAACAAGUUCAACAGGCAAUGGAUUGUUUGCCUGAUUCUUCAGAAAAGAGUUUACAUGGUUUACAAUCUUCUUUUCAACAUUGGACAAUACUGGACUAUUCAAGAGCCUAUAAUUUGAAAGAAAUAACUCCUCGGAUGGUUGCGGAGCGAUUUAUAGCUGCUGUGCAUGAAUCUUCUAAUCCUCCAUCACGGAUGUCGUUUUUUAUAGACUAUAAUGCUGAAGAUAUUUUAAGGCAAGCGGAUAAAUCAACUCUUCGGUAUGAACAAGGAAACCCAAUAUCCAUUCUAGAUGGAAUCCCAAUUGCUAUCAAGGAUGAAAUAGAUUGUUCUCCAUAUCCUACUACAGGAGGAACAAAGUGGCUGCACAAAGUAAGACCUUGUACAGGUGAUGCAAGCUGUGUUAAGUGCCUCAGAUUAUGUGGUGCCAUACUUGUUGGGAAGACCAACAUGCAUGAAAUUGGGGCCGGAACAAGUGGGAUAAAUCCUCACUAUGGGGCUACUAGAAAUCCAUAUGACAUUAGCAAGAUUGCUGGAGGUUCUUCUAGUGGAUCUGCUGCAGUGGUGGCUGCAGGAUUGUGCCCUGUUGCCCUUGGUGUUGAUGGGGGAGGAUCUGUGCGGAUGCCUGCAGCUCUUUGUGGUGUCAUUGGUUUGAAACCAACCUUUGGGCGCAUACCUCAUAAUGGUGUUCUUCCUUUUAACUGGACGGUGGGGAUGGUUGGAAUCUUAGCAGGCACCAUUGAGGAUGCAUUUAUUGUUUAUGCAGCUAUGAAUGGACAACUUCCACCAGAUCAACCCACCAGACCCAAAUUGUACUUUCCAUUGCUCAACCCAACUAAAUCUAUCUCUGAUGUCAAAAUGGCAAAGUAUGCAGAGUGGUUUAAUGAUUGUAGUGAUGAUAUAAGAACAUGCUGUUCUCAAGCUUUAGACAAGCUUCAGGAGCACUACAGUUGGAAGAUUGUAGAGGUGACUAUACCGGAGAUAGAAGUGAUGCGUCUGGCACAUUAUUCAACAAUUGGAUCUGAGUGUACCGCUUCACUUAGUUCUCAUCUGGAAAAGCUGAAGCCUGAAGAAAUAGGAUGGGAUGCAAGGGUAGCACUUAGCGUGUAUGGUUCUUUCAGUAGCAAGGAGUACAUAAAGGCGCAGAAAAUUAGGAACCGCCAGAUGCAGUUUCAUAUGAAAAUAUUUGCUGAGGCAGAUGUCAUUGUUUCACCAACAACAGGUGUAACCGCAUACCCAAUACAGGAUGAUGCCUCAGAAACUGGUGAACUGGACUACAUAAAUGGAGCUGCCCUAGUUCGGUAUUCAAUAGCAGGAAAUUUUCUAGGAUUGCCUGCAGUGACUGUUCCAGUUGGAUAUGACAAAUUGGGUUUGCCAAUUGGCCUUCAGUUUAUUGGGCAGCCAUGGUCCGAACCAACAUUAAUUCACAUAGCAUCUGCAAUGCAGGCCAUCUGCAAGCCAGACUACAGAAAGCCAGAGGUUUUCUAUAAUCUGCUGAAAAAGGAUUAGAUGAACCAAGAACCUCCACAUCAUUACAAAUGAUCUUAACUUGAUAAUAAUUCACGCCAUUGAACUUCUUGGCUAACACAGUUAUGCUAUCGCUUUAAUGCUAUUUGUUUAAGUUAAAGCCAUGUAUGUAUCAAACAAGUGUGACAUUUCUAUAUAAAAAAUGGAAUUUAAUAAGCAUAAUCACUUUCCUA